AUGCCUCCCAAGAAUAAAAAGCAAAAGGAAGUCGUUCAGGAUGAGCGUUUUCAAGCGGUCGUCUUGACCGACUCCUUUGAGACCAGAUUCAUGCCGUUGACGUCGUCCACUCCCAGAUGUUUGUUACCAUUGGCCAAUGUCCCAUUGAUCGAAUACACCCUCGAGUUUUUAGCCAAGGCUGGUGUGAACGAAGUGUACUUAAUGUGUUCAUCUCAUGCUGAUCAAAUCCAACAAUAUGUUGAGAAAUCCAAAUGGGUUUCAAAAAACUCCCCAUUUAAGAUUACUACAAUUAUGUCUUUAGAAUCAAGAUCCGUCGGAGAUGUGAUGAGAGACAUAGACAAUAGGGGUCUUAUCAGUGGUGACUUCUUGUUAGUAUCUGGUGACGUUGUCACUAACAUUGAUUUCAACAAAGCCAUGAAUGUGCACAAAUACAAAAAGCAGCAAGAUAAAGAUCACAUUGUCACGAUGGUAUUGACCCAAGCAUCUCCUUUGCAUAAGACCAGAUCACAAGUCGAACCAGGCACGUUUAUAUUGGAUAAGAAGACUGACAGAUGCUUGUACUACUCCAGAAUUCCUUCCAUUGAUGGUAGAAAGACCAGUUUGAACAUAGAUCCGGAAUUAUUGGAAGACAUAGAAGAUGAGUUUGUCAUACGUAAUGACUUGAUCGACUGUUGUGUGGAUAUUUGCUCUCCUCAUGUUCCACAGAUCUUUCAAGAGAAUUUUGAUUACCAAACCUUGAGAAGUGACUUCGUCAAGGGUGUGUUGACCUCUGAUUUGUUGAAGAAAACCAUCUAUGCAUACAUCAGUGAUAAUAGUUCCGAAUACGCAGCCAGAGUGGAAAGCUUUGCUACAUAUGAUGCCAUUUCUCAAGAUAUCUUGGCCAGAUGGUGUUAUCCAUUGGUUCCUGAUUCCAACUUACUCGAAAACAGCUCUUACACAUACGAGUUCAAUCAUAUCUACAAGGAAGACAAGGUCAUCUUGGCUCAAUCGUGUAAGAUUGGGAGCCGUACUUCUAUUGGUUCCAACACUUCUGUUGGUGAUGGCUCCAGCAUCCAGAAAUCGGUAAUUGGUAAGAACUGUCAGAUUGGUAAGAAUGUUACCAUCAGCAACUCAUACAUCUGGGACAAUGCUAUUAUUGGCGAUAAUACCGUUAUAAACCAUGCUAUUGUUGCCUCAGGUGCUCAAAUAGGCUCCAAUGAUGUAUUAAGUCCUGGGGUAGUCGUUGGCUUCAAUGUAAAGAUUGGUAACAACAAGGUGCUAGCAAACAACACCAGGGUAGUCGAAAGUCCAAUAGUGAAGGAGUUUGAAUCCUUCGAUGACUCGGCGGAUGAAGAUGACGACAGCGAAACCAAUAUUGAAAGUGCUGAGAAGCCAGAUUCAAAUGUGGUAGGAGAAGAUGGUGUCGGAUUUGUUUAUACUUCUGAUCUGGAAGAAGAUUCUGACGAUGACGAUGGUACAAAUCAAUACAGCGGAAUAAUUUAUCAACUUAAGUCCCUCAAUGUUUCCGACGAAUCCAUUGCAUCGGUUACAACUCAAAAAGUUAAGAAACAACAGAGAAAGAACCGUAGAUCAUCUGUUAUUUCCACUGAUUUCGAAGCAUUUUCCGAAGAAGAAGAAGAGGAUUUUGCCAAGGAGGCUUACGCAACCGUUGAAAGAGCUUUGAACAACAAUCACGACUUGGACACGGCCCUUUUGGAAUUGAACACUCUUCGUAUGUCUAUGAAUGUUACCUAUCACGAAGUGCGUUUGGCUACUACCGACGCAUUGGUGAAUAAGAUCAUCGAUUUUAUCACCACUGAUACCUUGGAUGCAAAAAAUGCUGCUACCAAGAUUUUUAACCAUUGGGGUCCCAUGUACAAAAGACAGGUUUUCAACGACGAAGAACAAGUUGAUUUGCUUAAUAUCUUCCAGGACAAGGUGGCUACAGCAGACAAGUCGUUCAACCAGGUAAUCCUUUUCUUGGCCGUGAGAAUCUUAUACGAGCUUGACAUCUUGGAGGAAGAGAAUAUUCUCAAGUGGUGGAGUGAUUCCGAGCGCGAGGAUCCCGACUACGUCCAUGUAAGGGGCUUAACACAACAGUUCAUCACUUGGCUUGAGGAUGCCGAGGAGGAAUCCGAAGAGAGUGAUGAAGAAAGAUUAAUACUCAUUCCCGAGAUCAUGACCACUUCUUCAAUAUACGAUGUGAUAGUCGUGGGCGCAGGUGUGGUAGGGCCAUCGAUAGCCACCGCCUUGGCCCGUCAAGGCAGAAAAGUGUUGAUCGUUGAACGUGACUGGAGCAAACCCGACCGUAUCGUCGGAGAGUUGCUUCAGCCGGCUGGAAUCAAGGCACUCAAAGAGCUUGGCAUGGCCCAGGCCAUCAAUAAUAUCGAGGCCAUCGAGGUUUUGGGAUACUAUAUCAGUUUUCAUAAUCAAAAUAUCAAGUUGGAUUAUCCUUUGAAGGCAGAUGCCAACACCACAAAUGCAGUAAAGCCGGUUGCUGACUGCGUUCAUGGAGACAACGACAAAAUUGUCAGCGACUCCACCAUCAACACUGACGCGUGGGAUGAGGACGAAAGAGUUCGAGGAAUAGCAUUUCACCAUGGUGAGUUCUUGGGAAAUUUGAGAAGAAUCGUCAGGGACGAGCCUAACGUUGACUGGAUAGAGGGUACUGUUACCAAAAUACUACGUGACGAGUUUGAGCCCAACAAUGUCAUCGGUGUCAAAGUCAAGCAAGAUGACCAAGUACGCAGCUAUCAUGCCAAACUUACCAUCAGUUGUGAUGGGAUUUACUCCAAGUUCAGGAAGGAGAUCUCCCCCAAGAACGUGCCUGUGGUGGGCUCAUACUUCGUGGGGCUCGAGUUGAAGAAUGCCGAGUUGCCAGCAAAGAACAGGGGUAAUGUGAUCUUAGGAGAUCAUGCUCCGAUUUUGAUAUAUCAGAUUUCACCAGAACACACCCGUAUCCUCUGUGCAUACCGCUCUACUAAGCCUCCAUCGCAAAGUAACGGGGAGUUGAUGGACUACAUGACCAACGAGGUUUUGCCAGCAUUGCCAAAGGAAACGCAGCCCUCGUUCAAGAACGCGUUGAAGGGCGGCAAGUUCAGAGUCAUGCCCAAUCAGUUUUUAUCUGCGAUGAAGCAGGGCCGUCGCGAGAACCAGGGGUUGAUUUUACUUGGAGACUCGCUCAACAUGCGUCAUCCUCUCACUGGUGGAGGCAUGACGGUGGGGUUGAACGACGCGGUUCUCUUGGCCAAACUCUUGCAUCCCAAACAGGUGGCUGAUUUGGACGACUACCACUCGAUUUCCCGUCAAAUGGGCCAGUUCCACCGCCGCAGAAAGAACUUGGACGCGGUGGUGAAUACACUUUCCAUUGCCUUGUACACCCUCUUUGCUGCCGACAAGACGUCGUUGAAGAUUUUGCAAUCGGGGUGCUUCAGGUACCUUUCGCUCGGCGGAUCGUUCCUGAGCGGACCUAUCGGGUUGCUUUCAGGUAUGUUACCGUUCCCCAUGCUCUUGUUCAACCACUUCUUCAGUGUGGCAUUCUAUGCCAUCUACUGCAACUUUGGCGCCCGAGGCUUCGUGCUCUUCCCUUUGGCGCUCUACGAGGCCUUUGAAACGUUCUUCACGGCGGUUAUCAUCUUCACGCCCUACUUGUGGAACGAGCUAGUUUCGUAA
Messenger RNA from Suhomyces tanzawaensis NRRL Y-17324, 3651 nucleotides. RefSeq names its product SE-domain-containing protein. The record is from RefSeq and is a predicted model, not a curated record. Gene Ontology annotation, molecular function: translation initiation factor binding; squalene monooxygenase activity; guanyl-nucleotide exchange factor activity. The coding region runs from base 1 to 3651 and encodes 1216 amino acids. The transcript has 2 exons. NCBI's taxonomy places the organism in Eukaryota, Fungi, Ascomycota, Pichiomycetes, Serinales, Debaryomycetaceae. Gene Ontology annotation, biological process: biosynthetic process. Gene Ontology annotation, cellular component: membrane; eukaryotic translation initiation factor 2B complex.